Lemur catta (Ring-tailed lemur) is the source of this 634-nucleotide messenger RNA. It is a transcript of the gene PATE1, whose product is annotated as prostate and testis expressed 1. The record is from RefSeq and is a predicted model, not a curated record. NCBI's taxonomy places the organism in Eukaryota, Metazoa, Chordata, Mammalia, Primates, Lemuridae. The coding region runs from base 15 to 395 and encodes 126 amino acids. The transcript has 5 exons.
UCCCUCCUUCCAAAAUGGACAAGUCCCUGCUGCUGGGACUCCCUGUCCUGCUCUGCUGCUUUAGGGUACUAUCUGGAUCAUUUCGACACAGAGAUAAUGCAGUCAGUGAAGUAAUUAUUGAGGAAGAUGAAUUUUCUGACCUACAAGUUGUUCAGUGCAGGAUGUGCCACCUCCAGUUCCCAGGAGAAAAGUGCUCUAGAGGCAGAGGAAUAUGUACUGCAACAACAGAAGAGGCCUGCACAGUGGGGAGGAUUUUCAAAAAGGAUCGAGCUCCCUGGCUAACCUUCAUGGGCUGCCUAAAGAACUGUGCUAAUGUGAAAAACAUAAAGUGGAGUGUCUACCUGGUGACCUUCAAGUGCUGCAGAGGCUAUGACCUGUGCAAUGAAAAGCUUUAGAAGAUGCUGGUUCUUCUGUGGCUCCAAUGUCUGGCUGGGGUUGUUGUCUCACACUCUUCACAAUGACAUCCUAAAAAUACCUUCUUCUUUCUUCCCUUCUGUAGCAAGAUAUUUUAAUAUUUUUCAUGGCUUUUUUGGCUCUGUGUUAUUCUUCUUGUCCCACUCCAGUUAAAGUAUAUUAACACUGGCCUCGUGGAGGGGGGUGGCAACAUGAAAAUAAAUAACUUGAGUCUUCCUGG